CACGUGCAUUGAGGGUAUGUGUUUGCACGCUCGCUCACUGGUAUACGCUGCGUGCAGUGUGGUUCGCAGUGCAGGUCUAAUCUAUGUGAGAGUUACAUCUCGUCAUUUCCUUACAAAGGAUUUGUGUUUCGUUUCGGCUUAGCACUGUGUAUCUGCGUCACGAUGGUAUCUAGAUGAGUCGCAUGUUGAGCGCCCUGAGGAUUACUUGAAUGACAGAAACGGGCGGCGCGUUCAAAGACUGUACACCUGGUCGAGUUCCCUGGUGGGCUCCAUCGACAAUUACUGCAUUUGCCAUCAUCUGGGCGCUGGGUGUGAAGCUGUCCUCCUUUAUUUCUGUUCUGCUUCGUCGACAUAAGCGCCAUCGGGAAACGCAUACCCGAUCGAAAGGCACUCGCAGUGAAUUGGAUUUGGAACGCGGGGAUCGGUACAGUUUUCAGAGCUCCGGUACUCUCGAUGACAGCCGAGAGCGCGUCACGGACGGAGAAAGCACCGACAACUACACUGAAUGUGAACUUGGAAAGCAUGUUCCACCACCUGAGGCAAGAAAACGUGGAUUCUCUGUGAAGAGCGGUUCGAUCAAAUUAGCCCCAGAAAUUGUUCAUCCUAGUGUACGUUUUCAACGUCUAAGUUCCGUUCGAGUGGGCAUCCAGACUGCACCGUGGCAACCAGGGCAGAUAGGCGGUUACAGCCGAGCCACAAUCAAUCAAGUAAUGCGUCGAGACGACAUCACAUCCUUGACUAAUGAGGAGCGAUAUGGAAGAUUAGGAAGGUGGCUUAAAAAGAAGCACAUCGGUCUAUCACCCAGGCAACAGCUGAUGAUGAAGUUAUAUUGUGAACGAUUUACCACCGUCUCAUACCCCGCUGGAAUUGUAAUGUUCACGGUGUACAGUGUUCUUUGCACCUUCUCAUGGAUUUUCUACAUCAUUGAGACGGUCGAGUGA
Dicrocoelium dendriticum is the source of this 941-nucleotide messenger RNA. The record is from the annotation of a GenBank genome assembly. NCBI's taxonomy places the organism in Eukaryota, Metazoa, Platyhelminthes, Trematoda, Plagiorchiida, Dicrocoeliidae.